CUUACUGUUUUUUUUUCGGGGGUUGAUACUUCCAUUUCCAUUUCAUGCUCCCAUUCGUCGUAUCACGUUAUAAGCGGUUCCUCGGCUCCAAAUUCGAUACUUUUCGAGCCGUUGGAGACCGGAAAAACCUCCGCCCGGCUCACUUUCUUGAGAAUUUACCUCGCAGGGGAUUCCAUUGGUCGACGUUAAAAGUCUGUGCUUUGAAGGGCAGGGCUACUCUGUUGACAAUUGGUAACUGGCACCAUGUUGGGUAAUGGAAUUGUUGGUAUUCUUUCUGAGUCUUCAAAUAUAUGGGAGAGGAGAGCUCCAUUGACUCCUGCACACUGCGCCCGUCUUUUGCACAGCGGAAAGGGUAAAAAUGGCGUUCAAAGGAUAAUUGUGCAGCCAAGUACAAGGCGUAUAUAUCACGAUUUUCAAUAUGAGGAUGUUGGGUGUGAAGUAUCAGAUGACUUAUCCGAGUGUGGUCUCAUUCUUGGUGUCAAACAGCCGAAGUUAGAGAUGAUUCUUCCAGAUAGAGCAUAUGCAUUUUUUUCCCACACCCAUAAGGCUCAAAAGGAAAACAUGCCUAUGUUAGAUAAGAUUUUUUCUCAAAGAGCUACUUUGUAUGACUAUGAGUUGAUAGUUGGGGAUAAUGGUAAACGACUCCUUGCCUUUGGAAAGUUUGCUGGUAGAGCUGGAUUAAUUGAUUUCUUACAUGGGCUUGGAAAACGAUAUCUAAAUCUUGGAUAUUCGACACCUUUUUUAUCUUUGGGAGCUUCUCAUAUGUAUCCAUCUCUUGCUGCUGCAAAGGCUGCAGUGAUUGCUGUAGGAGAAGAAAUAGCUACACAAGGAUUACCACUUGGGGUUUCUCCUAUAGUCUUUGUGUUUGUUGGGAAUGGAAAUGUAUCUCAAGGUGCACAAGAAAUAUUUAAGCUCCUACCACAUACCUUUGUCGAUGCAAGCAAGCUUCCUGAAAUUGUUGGACAGGUUGAGGAUCUAGCUCAUCAUUCUCCAUUAAGAAAAAGAGUUUUUAAAGUAUACGGCUGUGUCGUAACUUCUCAGGAUUUUGUUGAACCCAAAGAUCCGACUGGAACUUUUGAUAAGGUUGAUUAUUACGCACAUCCAGAUCAUUACAAUCCAGUCUUCCAUGAAAGAAUCGCUCCAUAUGCAUCUGUCAUAGUCAAUUGCAUGUAUUGGGAAAAUAGAUUCCUUCGUUUGCUUACUACAAAGCAAAUGCAAGAGCUAGCAAAGAAUGGAUGUCCUCUCGUUGGAGUUUCAGAUAUAACUUGCGACAUUGGGGGUUCCAUAGAGUUUGUCAACCAGUUGACGACAAUUGAGAAGCCUUUCUUCAGGUAUAAUCCUUUUGCUGAUUCAUACCAUGAUGACAUGGAUGGUGAUGGUUUAAUAUGUCUAGCUGUCGACAUUCUACCAACUGAGUUCUCAAGGGAGUCGUCCCAGCACUUUGGAGAUAUACUAUCACAAUUCGUAAGAAACUUGGCUUGGGCCAAAAACAUGACAGAGCUUCCAUUGCACUUGCAAAGAGCUUGCAUAGCUCAUGGAGGAUCACUUACCCCCUUGUAUGAAUAUAUUCCUAGAAUGAGAAACUCUUCUACAAUUGAUUUAAUAGCGGAAGCUGAUGAUGGUUCUUCUAGCAAGAGGAAGUACAGUACACUGGUAUCUCUAAGUGGCCAUUUAUUUGAUCAAAUGUUAAUUAAUGAAGCUUUGGAUAUUGUUGAAGCUGCUGGUGGAUCGUUUCGCCUGGUUAAAUGUGAAGUUGGACAAAGCAUAAAUCUCAUGUCCUACUCAGAACUUGAAAUCAGUGCUGAUGACAUAACCAUCCUAGAUCAAAUAUGUGCUGCUCUGACAUUGCUUGCAAAUCCAAGUCAUAAAGAUGAUGGAGCUUUCAAUAAAGAUAAAGAACUAUCUUUAAAAGUUAGCAAAGUUAGUGAAAGUAUAGUGAAUGAGAGAAAUGGUUCUAUUAAAAGGCCAGCCGUCCUGAUAUUGGGUGCUGGUCGUGUUUGCCAACCAGCUGCUGAACUUUUGGCAUCAGCUGGGGAUCUAUAUUCCAAUUCCCUUAAAAUAUUUGAGGGUGUUGAUGCUCAAGAAUGUGAGGAAUUCGAAGUUAUUGUAGCAUCUCUUUACCAAAAGGAUGCAGAAGAGACAAUUGAAGGCAUAAUGAAUGCAAGAGCUGUCCAGCUUGAUGUAAUGAACGAGGAAAGCCUUUCUUUGUGUAUAUCCCAGGUUGAGGUCGUGCUUAGCCUAUUGCCUGCCAGUUUCCAUGGCAUCAUAGCAAAGUCCUGCAUAGAGCACAAGAAACACCUUGUCACUGCAAGUUAUGUCGAUGAUUCUAUGUCAGCAUAUCAUGAAAAGGCCAAAGAUGCAGGUGUUACAAUUCUUUGUGAAAUGGGAUUAGAUCCUGGCAUAGAUCACAUGAUGGCAAUGCGAAUGAUCAAUCAAGCUCAUGUUAGGAAGGGAAAAAUAAGGUCAUUCAGUUCCUAUUGUGGUGGAUUGCCAGCUCCAGCUGCUGCAAACAAUCCACUGGCCUACAAGUUCAGUUGGAGCCCAGCUGGUGCAAUCAGAGCAGGGAGAAAUUCAGCCACCUAUAAAAAUCUUGGGGAAGUCAUAGAUGUUGAUGGUAACGAGCUAUAUGACUCAGCAGUUAGCUUCCGCAUCCCAGAUCUACCUGCUUUUGCUUUGGAAUAUCUCCCAAAUCGUAAUUCUUUAGUGUAUGGGGAUUUGUAUGGGAUCAGUGCUGAAGCAUCAACAAUCUUUAGAGCUACUCUUCGUUAUGAAGGAUUUAGUGAAAUAAUGGCUUGUCUGGGAAAACUUGGCUUCUUUGAUAUGAAUGUUCAUCCAAAGCUGAAAGGAAUACAGAGACCAACUUUUGGUGCAUUUCUAAAUGAACUUCUUAAGAAAAAAAGUGAAUAUUGUUUGGAUUCUAUGGAGCUGCAGGUAUCAUUAGAAGAGAAUGAAAUUAUUAAGAGAGUGAUGAUGCUUGGAUGCUGCAAAGAAGCUGCCACAGCAACAAAGACAGCCAAAACUAUCAGGUUUCUGGGACUACAUGAUGAUGCAGAAAUCCCUGAAGCAUGCUCCAGCGCAUUUGACGUUAUUUGUUUGCGGAUGCAGGAGCGAUUAAGCUAUUCUAGCAAAGAGCAGGACAUGGUGCUUUUACACCAUGAGAUCCAAGUAGAGUAUCCAGAUGGCAGGCCAACGGAGAACCAUAAGGCCACACUUCUGGAAUUCGGCAAGACAGAAAAUGGAAAAACUACCACAGCAAUGGCUCUUACAGUGGGUGUUCCAGCAGCCAUUGGAGUUCUGCUUUUACUUAAGAAUAAGAUUCAAACCAAGGGUGUGAUCAGGCCGACUGAACCAGAGGUUUACAUGCCUGCAUUGCAAAUGCUAGAAGCUUGUGAAAUCAAUCUUCUAGAGAAAAUUGAGACUUUAUGAGCUAGGAAGCGGCAGUUUUUCAGUAAAAGCUGGAAGGUUUACCAAACAAAUAAGAUAAGGAGAUCCUCUGCUAGAAUUCUUAGCCUGUUCUUAGUUUCUUGACAAAGGAAAUUAUAUUUUUUUUUCAUGAAUUCAGGUUAAAUGCCCAACUUUAAUUUUAACUUGUUCAGAAUUUUGUUCUUACUCCAUGAAUUGUAUAAACAAUUACAUAAACCAGUUAAAUUGCUCUGCAACAAAUUGAUCUCAAAUGUUGGUGGCCUUUCUAAACUACUUGUAAGUUUGCGAGUCGGUGACAAUAAUUAUUGAAGAUCUCUCAACAAAGGAUUAA
This is a messenger RNA of Dendrobium catenatum, 3754 nucleotides long. RefSeq names its product alpha-aminoadipic semialdehyde synthase. NCBI's taxonomy places the organism in Eukaryota, Viridiplantae, Streptophyta, Magnoliopsida, Asparagales, Orchidaceae. Gene Ontology annotation, cellular component: cytoplasm. The record is from RefSeq and is a predicted model, not a curated record. Bases 244 to 3426 code for a protein of 1060 amino acids. Gene Ontology annotation, molecular function: saccharopine dehydrogenase activity. The transcript has 26 exons.